AUGUGGUUGCCGCUCCAAGAGCUACUCUGAACUCACACUGGCAGUAGUUUAUUUCAUGCUAUUUUCUUCAUGCUUAUCCUGUUUUAUUUUAUCAUACCUUGCUGUUAUUGGAAUAUUACUAUAAUGAAUGCUUUUAUUCACUAAUCUCGAAAAUUAAGUAACUAGUUGGGUGCGGUUAAUUAUAAUCACUCCAGCAAUUUAGUAUUGCACUUUCAAAAAGUUGGAAAACCUGGAAGAUACAGAUAACAAAUAAAUGGUAAAAUAAAUUAGAUUUUUCAAAAUGGAGGCAGCUGAGACCGAAAUAGGCUAGCCGAACUAUGGUGCCUAUGGUUCUGGUCCAAAAAGGCUGGAUCCUACAAUAUACAUACAACUGUUUUUUUUUGUUUGUUUGUUUGUUUGUUUUUCAUGGGGUUUUUUUUCUUCUCCUUUUCCUCCGGUGGGGGCUUCUUUUGUUUGCUUGUUCGAGUGUAUAACAAGUACGCGGAUUGGAGCGGUGCAUCUCUAAGGUCAAAAAGAGGAGAAAAUUAAUCAAGAUACGGAGCAAACGGACAGAGAUUUAAGUUCUCAGAAGACAAUUGAAUUGUUUACAGUCUAUUAGUGCAACUGGACUAUACACACAUCAACAUAUUGAAGAGUGGCUGCGACAGAGUGAGCUGAAGGACUGUCACUGUCUCCAGAGAAGAGCAAAAGGAUAAAUUUGAAGAAUCUCAUGACAAGUUACAGCAAUGGAGGAUUUUUCAAUGCUGCUUACCAUGACAGCGAGACUCUGGAAAUUGAUAGAAGCGUGGCUUCUAAGGCUUCGAGCAAAACCCACCACACUAACCCCUAUGCCAGGGAAGACCCGAGCUGGCGGGGUGACAGGGAGGGGACACAUAACGCUUCCACAGGUCGGACCGGCGUCGAGGAUUCUUUCACGAGAGUGCCUUGGGGGGGCUUGCAGGAGGGGAGCUGGAGGGGGAGAGAAAGCAUCCCCAUGGGCCUCGUUUCAACGCGCCCCGGGAGCCCUUCGUGGCAGCAUAACCUCAAUUGCAGUACAUUUCAAAUCGACCCUGACUCUCGAUAUGAUCCAUCACCGUCUGUUCGACUUCCUGCUCAAAUGUCAGGUAACAUGACAAUGCGAUGGAGGGGAAUCACAAUGAGAAGGAUGAGCAUGUUUCCUAACACUGAUCCUGCCCAUCUAGCCUUCACAGAGGAUGCCAUCAGGAAUGAGAUGGAGAAUGAGGAACAGAACCUGGUCAAGGAACUUGUUGCCCUGUCAACACGAGAACGAAUCCGGGCUAUUCGGGACCUUCCAAUGAGCUUUGAAGAAAAGAAACAUAUCAGGAGCCAAGUACUGGCAUUCAAGUCCUCCAAGCAAUCUCGGCAGUUCACAUGUUUUGCAGAUUGCUCUGAGAAUGUGUCACUGUUUUUCCGCAGGUGCGGCUACAAUGUAAGGUCAGACAGGCAGAGCCUGGAAAUGUGGCAAGGCAUCAUGAAAGAGAUUGGUGGAAAGUUUGGCACCAGUGUCCUCUCCUAUUUCGUGUUCCUCAAGUGGUUGCUCAUGUUCAACAUUUUCUCCUUCCUGGUCAACUUUGGUUUUAUCACCAUCCCACUGCUUGUUUAUGACCCCUUACCCAACAUACCUCCAAAUGUGAGCUUCAGAGGACUGGAGAUACUGACUGGAGCUGGUUACUUCCACUAUACUGUCAUGUACUAUGGUGGCUACAGCAAUGAAACACUUGUGGGUCUAGUGGAGUACAACAUGCAGCUGGCCUAUUUCUUCACCAUUGCAGUCUAUAUGGUGCUGUGUGGAAUUGCACUUAUUUUCAGCAUGGCAAGCUCAUUUAAGACAAACUAUGUACUAGCGGAACCAGCUUCAAACGGUGCAUGGCAGCUCCUGUGCAGCUGGGAUUUUAGUGUAACCAACGAGAGAGCAGUGAGACAGCGCAAGAACAACCUCCGUGUCCAACUCAAGGAGUCUUUGUCAGAAAAGGCCCAGAGGGAACUGUUAACCCUCUCUGAAAAACUGAAGCAUUUUGGGGUUUAUCUGGGUUCCUGGCUCCUCUCCACUGGCUUAGCUGUUGGCUGUGGAGCCAGCAUCUACUACCUCUGCCAAUAUGAACAGCAGCGAGCAACUGAUGCUGCCAACUGGUCUCUGCUUCAGGAGGCAGAGACUCUCCUGGUUCCCUUUGUGGUGUCUCUGAUGAACCUGGUUGUCCCGCUCUUCUACUCCCUCUUCAAUAAGUUUGAGCACUACUCCAGCCAGCGGAGACAGAUCUACGCUCUUGUUGUCCGAAAUGUCUUACUCAAGAUGUCCAUUCUGGCUGUCUUGUGUUUUUACUGGAUGAAUGUGGUAGCUAAGAAGUUUUCGUGUUGGGAGUCCAUGGUAGGACAGGCUUUGUACCGUCUGGUCAUUGUUGACUUCCUUUUUCUGAUGUUGGGCUCCUUCUUUGGAGAGUUUCUUAGCAAUGUAAUUGGAACCAGAUUACUACCACAACUGGGGGUUCCAGAGUUUGAUAUUGCCAGAAAUGUCCUCGAACUCAUCUAUGCACAGACUCUAGCCUGGAUAGGAAUCUACUUCUCUCCUCUGCUGCCUGCCAUCCAGAUUGUCAAAUUUUUCAUCUUGUUUUACCUAAAGAAGGUCAGCCUGACCCAGAAUUGCCAGCCUCCGCGGAGAACAGGCAGGGCAGCUCAGAUGCAAACAAUCUUCAUCGCCCUCCUCUUCUUCCCUUUCUUCGUGGGAGCCUUGUCCAUGGUUGCAUACACUGCCUGGAGACUGACUCCCUCGGAGCAGUGUGGUCCUUUUCGGGGACUCAAUAAUACCUUCAGUGUGGUUGGAGUCUGGAUAGAUGUUGUGGAAGAGAUCCCUGGUUCUCAGUGGGUUGCCUGGAUCUACCAAAACGUCAUCAGGAGUGAAAUCUUCUAUUUUCUUAUCACACUCAUCAUCCUGGUCAUCAUAUACAUCUUCUGGCAAGUCACACAGGGCCGCAAGGAGCUUAUUGGUCUACUGAGACAACAGAUUGUUAAUGAGGGGAAAGACAAGUCCUUCUUGUUGGACAAACUCCAGAACCUCCAGAAAACUCAGCCUAAUAAAAAACCCAAACAGAAGAAUCAAAAAAAGCACACCAAACGGCGGUCAGAUGCCCUCUCUUCAGGUGGUCAGUCCAACUCAAACGCCAUGGUUCAGGCUUUACUUGCUUGCCAGCGACUUGAGGAGGAAGAAGAAAGACGGACCGCGGGUGGAGUGUCCGUUCCCUCUGACAUCUCCACCUCCAGCGCUCUGCUGCAGGCAAUGUUGGCCCGUCAGAGAGUCGACGACCAGGAUGAAGAUUUGUACCAGAUGCCUGAUGAACACCCGUCAUCCUCCAGCGCCCUCACACAGGCCUUGCAAGCCAGGCAGAGGGACGAAGGUCGAGAGAGGGAUGGAUAUUACGACACAGCAGGUUUUUCUCAAAACCCUGUGAACAGAUCCAGCGCUGUCAUGCAAGCGAUGCAAGCCAGACAGAGAGCAGAGGAAGACGGAGCAGAUGAUUCGGAUGACCCGCCCCCCUCUGUGUCAAGUGUUAUGAUGCAAGUCAUGCAAGCCAGGCAGAGAGCAAAGGAAGAGGACAGGAUUCAGUUGGCCCCUGCUCCCCCACAAAACCCAGCUCCCUCAGGCUCCAGUGCUCUCAUUCAGGCCAUGUUGGCCAGGCAGCAGGCCCAGAACGAGUACGAUGAUGGUUACUGAACAAAGGGGUCUGACUUUAUCUGACCAUGGGGACAGGAACAGAACAGAAAAGAUUUCUUUAUGAUGUCUGAAAUCAGUCUUGUUAUGGUAUAAUUUUGCAUCGGUUAUAAGUCCAGAAAUGGGGAGAUUUCUCCAGAAUAACAAUGAAUCCUGCUGUAUAUACAAAGAGAACAAAGAUAGCUACUGUAGCAGGGCUAUGAGAGAGUGCCGGUCCACCUCUUUAUGCACCGGUUUACAAAUAUGUUAAAUAUAUUUCUACGAUAGUGUAGAAGCUUUGUAUGACAAAUAAGUACUAUAACAUAUACUCGCUAGGCCUGAUCUCUUGCCAUUUCUAAUGCAAUUUCUGUAUCACAAACAUGUUGUUAAAACUGUAUAUAUUCUCUGUGAAAUGUAAAUGAGCACCUGAUACAAAUAAAAGAAAGGCAAAAAUAAAUUAAUUACUGUCCCCUGUAUAUAACAUUGUAAGAAAUGGGAUUGUAAACCAAAAUAAACCAGUAAUAACAAGCAGAAUUAGUCACCACCAUUUAUAGAAUGAAAUAUAAGUUUGCAAACAUGAUCUGUUUAGACAACACUGCCCUCUGUGGGGAUUAUUCAUAAAAUGUCAAAUAAACAUUGGGAAUUAAACUGGUUAUCAGCCUUUUCAAAGUAAAUGCAGUCUAAUAUGUUAAAAAAAACAAACUGAACUGCUGUGUUCAUUGCUGUACUGUUAACACCCUAAUGCCAAUUAUAUCAAAGUUGGUUUUCACUUAUAGAGAUAUAUUUUUUGUAUGCAUCUUUACUACAAAGACACAAAGACCGUACUGUCCUUUACU
Xiphias gladius (swordfish) is the source of this 4518-nucleotide messenger RNA. It is a transcript of the gene tmc5, whose product is annotated as transmembrane channel like 5. Gene Ontology annotation, cellular component: plasma membrane. The record is from RefSeq and is a predicted model, not a curated record. Gene Ontology annotation, molecular function: mechanosensitive monoatomic ion channel activity. The coding region runs from base 710 to 3706 and encodes 998 amino acids. NCBI's taxonomy places the organism in Eukaryota, Metazoa, Chordata, Actinopteri, Istiophoriformes, Xiphiidae. The transcript has 21 exons.